This is a messenger RNA of Oldenlandia corymbosa var. corymbosa, 1028 nucleotides long. NCBI's taxonomy places the organism in Eukaryota, Viridiplantae, Streptophyta, Magnoliopsida, Gentianales, Rubiaceae. The record is from the annotation of a GenBank genome assembly.
GUUAUUUCCCAGAAUGAGGUCUAACCAAAUAGUUAACAUCGGAAUGGCGGUCACAUUCUUUCUUGCAGCAGAGGUAAUAAUCCCCCGGCUGGUGCUUUGUUCUUAUUAUUGUCGAGAAUCUUGCUCCGGUGUUCCUGUUAAAUAUCCAUUAGGAAUCGACCCAGGAUGUGGCUCCCCGGAGUUUAUCAACAUGCUCCUAUGCACGGAAGAAGCUGCCACAGGAGAAGAGGUCUUAUCCAUGGUGAACCCCCAAAUACCAAGCUUCAACAAGAUCCGGUCCAUCGAUUACACAACCGGUGCCGUGUUGGUUGAUGUGCCCUCGGGGUCGGGAACAUCAUCAAAUGUGGUGGAGGUGAAAUACGAAAUGUCGCCGGAAAAGAUGAGGGAUUGUACUGUAUGUCAGGAUUCCGGCGGCAUAUGUGGGUUUGACGUGGAGACUCUGGUGGAGACAUGCAUGUGCAACAACUUGAACAUCAAUGCUACAACAGCAUCAGGAUGCGGAGGAACGAAAUCUUUAGGGACCAAUAAUAUUGGUUCCAUAAUAGGAGGAAUAAUGGCAGCAUUAGUAUUUAUGAUGAUGAUUGGGGCUUGGGUAUAUAACUCUUGUACUUGUUGGCCAGAGGGGAAUAUAUGGCACUUAAAAUGUUACUUAAUUUGUUGCAAUUGUUGUGGUCAUUCGUCUAUAGCUGAGAGCCAUAUCCAAAUGCCCUAGUUCUAAUUUAGCAGAGUGUUGAGGGGCUUUGAUACCUAUAUAGGUGCAGGAAAUCUUGUGUUCUUAUUUUUUUUCUUUUAAAAUUGUGUAUUUAAUUGUGAGUUGUGAGCAUUAUCAAGGCCCAUCAUUUGGUGCGAUGGGUUCAUAUUGAAUGUACAUAAUAGAGUGAGGCCAUCAUUUGCUGUGAAAUUCUGGCCCUUUCUACAUUCUCUCUAGUCUCAGUGUCCAUCUAUUACGAAUCGAAUCAUAUCCCUUUUACCCUAUUAAAGCAGAAGACAUGAAGCUUAUGUGGCAAUUAAGUAUGCAUCUGUUUUGG